Trichoplusia ni (cabbage looper) is the source of this 3758-nucleotide messenger RNA. RefSeq names its product neuroligin-4, Y-linked-like. The transcript has 10 exons. Bases 416 to 3601 code for a protein of 1061 amino acids. Gene Ontology annotation, biological process: modulation of chemical synaptic transmission; neuron cell-cell adhesion; postsynaptic membrane assembly. Gene Ontology annotation, molecular function: signaling receptor activity; neurexin family protein binding. Gene Ontology annotation, cellular component: synapse; cell surface; postsynaptic membrane. NCBI's taxonomy places the organism in Eukaryota, Metazoa, Arthropoda, Insecta, Lepidoptera, Noctuidae. The record is from RefSeq and is a predicted model, not a curated record.
UUAAAUUAUGUAAAUGUGUCUUAAGAAAUGUAAAAGUAUUAUUGUUUUUAUUAUGGUCGUUUGCAGUUGGUUCCAUUACUUAACUGGCAUCCAGCGUAUCUUUAUUUGCGGUUUUGUAGCCAUAUUAAAUUAUAUCGGGCACAUGAACGACUUUCUCUUCAGUCUUAUCCAUCCUAAGGUUGUCUGAAAUAAUUUACGGGUUCACGAGACAAAUUAUGUUUAUGGCUCUCUUCUAUAGUAGAAUUAAAGAAAAAAUAUUUGCACAAGGAAAAGCUAAUAUAGUCAAAUGUAGAUCUACAAAAGACUUUAAAUAUUAAACCCUGUUUUCUUUGUUCCAGAUGUCAUCACAGCAGUUGGAGAAUGAAAAUAAGUUGAUCGUAAAUUCAACCGUGUCAAAAUGAUAACAUGACGAAAUAUGUUAAACAAACGCAAUAUAGCAAGGACUCGACACUGUGAAUCGAGCAUGUUCAGACAUGUCGCAUUAUGUGCACACAUUAAAAACCCCACCCAACAAGUAGUGUUCUUCAAUAUUUAUUUCUUUCUUGUUGUGACAUGUCUCUCGGUAGAUACUGUUAACUCCAACACUACGAAUAUGAACAGGCAUUUCAAUGAAAAAGGUGUAAAAUAUCACAAUGGCAAACAGAAUGAUGCUCCCGAAGAUAAUUAUGAGGAUCACGACACAGCUCACAACCCAGACGUCAAUUUCGAUACUAAUCCCUACUACAAUAGUGAAAAUUUUCUACAUUUAAAUACUAAAUUUUACAAUACCGAGAAUAACGCUUACAGCAACUAUGAAGACUACAAAAAAUACUAUCUGAAUCCUUCUAAUCCAGUCCCUAAAUCUAACGUUAAGUUUAAGAUAAGCAGUAGAAUAGUUCAGACAAAAUAUGGAAAAUUACAGGGGAUAGUUUUGGCUAUGGACGAGCACAGAUAUUUGAGUCCGCUUGAGGUUUUUUUGGGAGUACCAUACGCUACGCCACCGGUUGGAACUAACAGGUUUAGCCCAACACGGACCCCAUCUCCGUGGGAUGGAGUGCGAGUAUCGGACAGACCCGGUCCCGCUUGCCCGCAGAAACUGCCGGACAUUGAUGACGAGAGGACCAUAUUAGAGAAAAUGCCUAAAGGCAGACUAGAAUAUUUGAAAAGACUGAUUCCCUAUCUUAAGAAUCAAAGUGAAGAUUGUCUAUAUUUAAACAUUUUUGCUCCAUUGCAAAUGGAUGAAACUAAGAUAGCUUUGCCGGUGCUCGUGUACAUCCACGGUGAGAGCUACUCUUGGAGUUCCAGCCAUCCUUACGACGGAGCUGUGCUCGCUAGCUACACGGAUCUCAUAGUCGUUACCCUGAACUUCAGACUUGGUGUAUUAGGCUUCCUCAAUGCAAAUCCGGCUCCACAUCUAAAAGCUCGUGUAGCGAACUACGGGCUGAUGGAUCAGAUAGCCGCUUUACAUUGGGUGCAACAGAACAUCGCCCUGUUUGGAGGGGAUCCAACCAACAUAACGCUAAUGGGACACGGCUCCGGAGCAGCCUGCAUCAAUUUCCUUAUGAUAUCCCCAACUGUGAUGCCUGGUUUGUUUCACAGAGCAAUCCUACUAUCAGGAUCCGCCUUAAGCUCUUGGGCUAUAGUCGACGAUCCCGUGUACUACUCGCUUAAAUUAGCCAAGCACAUGAAUUGUUCUGUACCAGAAGACCUAACGAAAGACCAUGAGAUUAUAGUAGACUGUCUAAGAGAGGCAACUAUAGAAGAAUUAUUAUCCGCAGACAUAUCUCCACCUAACUUUUUGACUGCCUUUGGACCUUCAGUAGAUGGUGUAGUCAUAAAGACAGAUUUUGCCAAAGACUUUCUAACCAUGUAUUCUACGGGAGACUUUCCGAGUUUCGGGCCUUUAAACAACAUGAACAUAAACUUAAAUAUCCAUAAGAAAAGAAGCGAUAGUGGAAGAAGAUUGUUUCAGAAUAAAUACGAUUUGUUGUUUGGAGUCGUUACAAGUGAAGCGUUGUGGAAGUUUUCCGCUCAUGAUGUGCAAAAUGGGAUUGAGCCAGAUAAAAGGGAUCGAAUGUUAAGGACAUACGUAAGAAACUCUUACACAUACCAUCUGAGCGAGAUCUUCUACACGAUUGUCAACGAGUACACGGAUUGGGAAAGAACGGUAGAGAAUCCAAUAAACACAAGAGAUGCGACUGUGGCUGCGUUAUCGGAUGCUCAAUACGUGGCGCCGUUAGUUCAAAGUGGGGAUCUAUUGAGUGGGGGUCCGAAACCAGCCCUUACUGACGAAGAUGGACCGAGAAGACCUACGAAGACCUUCUUCUAUGUGUUCGAUUAUCAGACGAAAGAUGGAAAUUAUCCUCAGAGGAUGGGAGCGGUCCACGGCGAAGAGUUGCCGUAUGUUCUAGGAGCGCCGUUGGUUGACGGUUUCGGGCACUUCCCUCAGAACUAUACGAAGUCCGAAGUGGCGCUCUCUGAAUCGAUCAUGCUGUUCUUAGCUAACUUUGUGAAGACUGGGAAUCCGAACGACAAUGCACGGCAGGAGUCCUUGCUCCCCGCGUCAAGGGAAAGAAAUAAAUUCAGGGGUAUAAAUUGGGAAGAAUACGACUCUACACACCAAAAGUACUUGGAGAUAGGUAUGAAACCGCGCCUCAAAAACCAUUACAGAGCUCACCAGCUGUCUGUAUGGCUACGCCUAGUUCCAGAGCUGCACAGAGCGGGAAUGGAGGACGUCGCCGCUCGCCACAACCUAUUCAAAAACCACAACGAGCAGGAUCUGUACGAAGGUAUCGUCAGACCGGAUCCAUUGGCGAGAAACAUCAACGAUAACGAUGCAAUCAGACGUACAAACGGUUCAGUGUACAGCGACACGGCCCUAACGACCGUCGAUACGAUACUGGCGACGUGCGCCACAAUACUGCCAGGAAGAGAUCUGCAAACAUUGAACGCUACUGAAAACACUUUGGCUAAUUUGGAAGCGGCCGGCUAUGCCGCGUAUUCUACGGCAUUAAGUGUAACUAUAGCGAUAGGAUGCUCCCUACUGAUUUUGAAUGUUCUCAUUUUUGCUGGGGUUUAUUACCAGCGAGAUAAGUCAAGGUCUCGCGGGAAACAACAGCGUUUUAACGAGAAACAUUUUGAGACUAUAUCGGGGAAGCACUCGCAUUAUCACAUGGAUCCCACGCAUGCCCCAAGUUUGGUUGUGGAUAUUGAAAGACAAAAUAGGAAGAAACACAUGCUAAAUGCAGAUCCUCAUUUGUCAAAUUUAAAUUUCAAAGGGCCCUUGGACGUGCCAAAGUCACCUCCAAGUCCAACCUUGAGUAUGGACAACAUGAUGCUACCAAGCAAACUCGGGAGCAGAAGCAACAGUUUCAGAAUACCUAACGUGAGCUACCCGCAGAUGGGUUACGCGACUAUGCCAAAGAAUUUGAGCCAGUUUAAUAACUCGCCGCCUUUGCAAGAGUUACGGCAACAGAAAUUCCAGCCUCCGAACGGUUCGACGGCACAAAACUCCCCCGGGAGGGAAGGGGAGGCGAGGGGGCCUCACGCAACCCUGCGAAGAGGGAAAACCUCCCUUCACUCGAACCUCCCACAAGCCGCCAUUGACGAAAUGAGAGUGUGACAGUUAAUCCCCCCUGACUCUACAUUACAGGAUUAAAAGUGUGUGUAAUUGUAUGGUGUAAAUAUAAUUGUACUACGGAUGCGGCUAGGAUUUUUUUUAGGAAUGUUAUCGAUUUUCUCCGAAAUUGGAAUAUGAUUAUCGAAUAAAAUCAAUUGUA